AGUCAAAGGGACUGUAUUUAGGUGAGUCUUGUCCUUUAAGUUAUCAGGGAUGGCUGAGAAAUUGCUUUUAGAAGGUUACCUGAGCUGCCAUGUGUGUUCAGAGACUUUCAGAGAUCCUGUGUCUCUGAGCUGCAGCCACAACUUCUGUUCAAGCUGCCUGCAGAAAUUCUGGGAACAAGCUAAAAACAAAAACUGUCCCAUUUGUAAAAGAAAAUCUUCAAGAGAUGAACCAUCUAUAAACGUUUCUCUCAAAGAACUUGCUGACUCAUUUGCUAAGAGGCACAGUGAGAGCUUACCUCAACAAGAGGAGGAAGAGAAGGAGGAGGUGGUGUGUGAUAAAUAUCCAGACGUCCCUUACUGGUACUGUGAGGAUGAAGACAGAGCUGUGUGUCCUGUGUGUGAGUUUUCUCUCCACCAGAGUCACAAAGUGGUUCCUGUAGAAGAAGCUGUCAGUGACCUGAAGGAGCAGCUGAAAUCUGACUUAAAGUCUCUGCAGGACAAGAGGAACAAAUACAAACAAGUGGAGGAAACAUACAAUGAAGUGAUUCAACACUCCAAGAAGCAGCUGUUGUCCACAGAGAGGCAGAUCAGAGCAGAGUUCAACAAGCUCCAGCAGUUCCUGAAAGAGGAAGAGGAGUCCAGACUGGCAGCUCUGAGGGAGGAAGAGGAGCAGAAGGGGAGGACUAUCAGCAGAGAGAUGAAGAUGAUUGAGGAGCAGAUCUCCUCUCUGUCAGACAGCAUCUCUGCUGUUGAAGAAGAGCUGCAGAAACACAGCGUGCCAUUCCUCAGCAGUUAUAAAGACACUCAGAGCAGAGCCAGAGCCCAGAGCUCAGUGUCAGAUCCACAGCUGGUCUCAGGAGCACUGAUAGAUGUGGCCAAACACCUGGGCAACCUGUCCUUCAGAGUGUGGGAGAAGAUGAAGGAGAAGGUCCACUUCAGUCCUGUCAUUCUGGACCCAAACACUGCAAGUUGCUGGCUCUAUUUGUCUGAUGAUCUGACCAGUGUGACACAAGGAGACACAAAUCAGCAGCUUCCUGAUAAUCCAGAGAGAAACAAUAAGUAUGCCAAUAUUUUUGGCUCUGAGGGUUUCAGCUCAGGGAAACACAGCUGGGAGGUGGAGGUGGGAGACCAUCCUGUCUGGGUUAUAGGUUUAGCUAAAGAGUCUGUUGAGAGGAAGGGAGAGUUUUUUGUUUCACCAAAAUAUGGAAUCUGGUGUUUAUUCCAUCGCAGUGGAGAAUACAAUAAUAGUGAUGGUAAAACUGUGCGAGUGAAGAAGAGUCUCCAGAGGAUCAGAGUCCAGCUGGACUAUGACAGGGGGGAGGUGUCCUUCUAUGACCCUGAAGACAUGACUCUGAUCUGCACUCACAGAGACACUUUCACUGAGAAACUCUUCCCAUAUUUUGGUAUUGGAGAGGCAGGAGACGCCAAAACCUCUGAUAUCAAAAUCUGUGAGACUGAGAUUUCUUUGAAAACUGCAACGAGGUUGUAAGAGUAAUAUUUUAGG
Molecule: messenger RNA, 1504 nt
Organism: Oreochromis niloticus (Nile tilapia)
Lineage: Eukaryota; Metazoa; Chordata; Actinopteri; Cichliformes; Cichlidae
Product: nuclear factor 7, brain-like
Exons: 1
Coding region: 50-1489 (479 amino acids)
Molecular function (GO): protein binding; zinc ion binding
Source: RefSeq, a predicted model, not a curated record